Molecule: messenger RNA, 1890 nt
Organism: Musa acuminata AAA Group (dessert banana)
Lineage: Eukaryota; Viridiplantae; Streptophyta; Magnoliopsida; Zingiberales; Musaceae
Product: protein ELC-like
Exons: 2
Coding region: 289-1515 (408 amino acids)
Biological process (GO): protein transport; protein modification process; endosome to lysosome transport
Cellular component (GO): ESCRT I complex
Molecular function (GO): ubiquitin binding
Source: RefSeq, a predicted model, not a curated record
UUAGAUUAUUCAGGCACAAAUUCAGUUGGUAAAGCCUGGACCGAGUGCACAGGGGUUGUUGAUGAACGGCUUGGAUCAAUUGCCAGCCUAUCUUAAAACAACGUUGGAAUUAUGAUAGGAUUCGGAUUCCGAUACUAUUUCAAUCCGAUCCGCUAAUUCCCGGAGUAAUAAAGGAAACAAGCGUGGGUGGAAUUGUCGAUUGACGACCGACCGACCCAACGUGAGAAACCCUCGCCUCCCGAGGAAGAAAAAGAAAAGGGCGCGAUCGGCUGAAGUACCCCGUUGGCGAUGGCCCCUCAUCCUCCUCCGUCGGCGACGGCGGCCGCCCAGCACGUGCAGCAGUUCCUGACGACGGCCCUGUCGCAGCGGGGCCCGGCGGCGCUGCCCUACUCGGAGGACGUGAAGUGGCAUAUACGGCAGCACCUGGUGGCGCUGGCGGAGGCCUUCUCCUCCCUCCGCCCUCGCACAGCCACGUUCACCCAUAACGACGGCCGUUCCGCCCACCUCCUUCAGGCGGAGGGAACCAUCCCGAUCUCCUUCCGCGGCGCCGUGUACCACCUCCCGGCCUCCGUUUGGCUCCUCGAGUCCUACCCCCGACGCCCCCCUGCCGUCUACCUCACCCCCACCCGCGACAUGCUCGUGAAGCCUGGUCACCCCCUCGUCGAUCCCUCCGGGCUCGUCCGCGAGGAUGCCGCCCCCUACCUCCGCUCGUGGGUCUUCCCCGCCUCCAACCUCGUUGACCUCGUCCGAUCGCUCUCUCACCUCUUCGGCCUCGAUCCCCCUCUGUACACCCGCCCCAACCACGCUACAACUUCUCCUUCCCCCUCCCUCUCUCCCUCCCCUUCUCCCUUGCCCUCCUCCUCCUUCUCGUCCCCGUAUGGCGUUGGCGUUGGUAGCCCUUCACGAUUCCCCCCGCCCCCGUCGUCACAGGCCUAUCCACACUUGCGGCCCACCGAGGACCCCGCCGAGGUCUUCCGCCGCAACGCUGUUGCCAAGAUCUUGGAUGCCGUCCAUACGGACAUGGGUGCAAUGCGCCGUGCUCAGGAGGCUGAGAUGGAGGGCCUCUUCUCCACCCAGGCCGAGCUACGGCGGCGUGAAGAGGAACUUACCCACGGGCUCCGUGAGAUGGUAGAGGAGAAGGAGGGCCUUGAGCAGCAGCUGCAACUCGUCCUCAUGAACACGGAUUUGCUUGAGGGGUGGGCGAGAGAGAAUGAGGGGCUGUGUCGGCGGUGCCAUGAUGGGGUUGAUGUGGAUGAUGUCUUUGAGCCAGUUGAUGCCUUGUCGAGGCAGAUGCAAGAGUGCACGGCGGCCGACCUGGCAACUGAGGACACCAUCUAUGCGCUGGACAAAGCUGUGCAAGAGGGAGCAAUACCAUUUGACUCGUAUCUGAAAAACAUAAGGGCAUUGUCAAGGGAGCAGUUCUUCCACCGGGCGUUGGCAGCCAAGGUUCGUGCUACACUUGUGCAGGCCCAGGUUACAAGCAUGGCUGCACGAGUGCCACACUAUGCUUCCUAGUGGAGGUGGGUUCUAUAGGUUAAAGAUCAAACUAGGAUAUCAGUAUUUUCUUCAUCUUCUUGUCACAGGUGUUGUCUUAAAGAGUUUGUGGUCUUUGGUUGUCUUCAGUGCAGUGAUAUGGAUAUUCCUGAUGGUGAGUUGCAUUUCCUUUUCCCCCCCCCUUCCCUUCCCUUCCACAGACACAGAGAAACGUCACCCUGGUCGACUUAUCAUUCCAAAAACUUUACAAUGCCAAUUUGGAGAUCCAUAUCAGAGUUGGUUGAUGAGUUGCCUCUUCGCAAAUAAUGUCGAUUUUGGUGUUAUGCAUUGUAGCAAAACAAACGGAUGUUUGAUACUUACUCUCAAUUUUAUGUAAAAUUAAACAUAUUGGCUAUC